Molecule: messenger RNA, 1713 nt
Organism: Ascochyta rabiei
Lineage: Eukaryota; Fungi; Ascomycota; Dothideomycetes; Pleosporales; Didymellaceae
Exons: 1
Coding region: 1-1713 (570 amino acids)
Biological process (GO): DNA damage response
Cellular component (GO): nucleus
Molecular function (GO): histone H3K56 acetyltransferase activity
Source: RefSeq, a predicted model, not a curated record
AUGGCGAGCAUUCCUAGCCGUAAGCCGUUGAGAGACUUGCUGGCAGAACAGCUGCCAAAGGACGUGCCGUUUACCUUCUACCAUUACUCGACACCACCCUCCAAGUCGCCCGCCCUCUUCUCCGCGCCGCCGCACGGUAGGUCAGAGCGAACCUACUGCGAAUCGCACUUUCUGUCUGCAACCAUCACACCAAAAGAUGUGCCAGAGCCAUUGUUACCUCCAGAGCUGCUUGUUCUUGCCAUCGAGGUCCUGAUCUACACCACACGGCGUCUCACAACCAUCUUCGUCUCCAAGGCCGACUCGACAGGCUAUCUCUCGGAGCUACGACUCCCACGAUCACAAAGCGGAUCUCCACUGAAGACUAUCUGCGGCACUUUUGUAUCAUGGCUCGCACGAGAAAGACAAAGAGAAGGGAAGAAACUGGUCAUAUCGUUGUUUGCAAGAGCUCAAGAUCAGUAUCUCUUUCCCGCGAGUAUCGACAAUAAAAACAAGCACGUCCUUGAUGAUCGAGGACUUGUGAAGUGGUGGUGCAAGGUCUUGGAUCCAGUGAUAUGGGAAUAUCAGGCUGAGGAAGAGCGAAAACCCUUCCAGGACAGGCUGAUUGAGAGCGAGAGCAGUGGCACUGUAUCGCAAUCUGCAACCACGGCCAAAGGCUACCUCGUCAUCCCAGGCUACGAGUCUCAUGACACACUCCGUUACGUGCCGUCCCCGCCCGUACCGAACGCCCCUCGACGAUGGGCUGCCGCACACCCGCUCCUACAGAUUGCGCCUCACCCGGCCGCGCCACCACGCUGUCUCGUCCCACAUUUCCCAGACGAUCCAAAAGCGCGUUUUCUCGACGAGCUCGAUGAAGAACUUCCUGAUCGCGGCGAAGCGGUUCUAUCGGAUGGAGGAACACCAUCACGAGGAAACGGCAUGUGGAAGAGCGUGAAGACGCUCGACCAGUUCUGGGAGUUCAUGGCUUUUAGACAAGAGUGCUCAUCCGGAAGGAUAGUGGGCUUCAUAUGGGUUGUCCUAACACCACCCAAGGACCUGAUCCCCGAAGAAGACGAAGACACACCGUCGCAGCUAUCCCAACUCUCCCAACAAUCAGCGAUGGACUCUCAAGAAAGCCUCCCCAAACCACGGAUAAAGAAGAUCUCCUCCAACAAACGCAGGACAAAACCCAAAGCGAACUUUGGCCCAAUUCCUCUGAUUCUUCCACGCAUCAAAACAAACUCCUCAAACCUCUCAUCGGUCUCCAACACCUCCACAGCCUCUACAUCGAAAGCCCCAGAAAAUAGCCCCUACUUCAUUUGGCCCGCCUCCUCACGGGGUACAAUCUGCUUCAGCACUAAAAACUACAACCGCGCACACGAAGUCCUCGUCCACUCCUCCUUCGCCACGCGCGCCGCCACAGCGCGAAGCACACAGCAGUUUAAGAAGGAAGUCGCAGUUUUGGGCGGCGUUGCGACUUGGGGCUGGACUGUGGUUGGCAAGAAAGAAGCAGCCGUUUCGGCGCCUACCGCUGCUCCGAGUGCGACGCCGGUCACGGUCAUGGGUGUGAGGAAGAAGAGGAAGGAUGGCGAUGCUGCGGCUGCGGCCCAGAGCUUGGAUGCUGGUUUGGUCAGGAAGAAAGUCAAGAUCGAGCCUACGCCUGCAGCUGCUGCGGAUGGUUCGAUUGGCGUUCAGGUUCUGGGGGCUGAGCUUGUGAGGAAGAAGCCAAAGUCUUGA